AUGCUUGACGCGUUCGAAGUCCUCACGACAUCUGGGGUGGUGUUAUGGUCUCGAAGCACCUCUGGCAUUGGUGCGACUGCCGUCAACAGUCUAAUCAACGAUGUCUUGAUCGAAGAGAAAGUACGGCCAAAUACCAACGCCGCAGGCAACCCCACCUACAAGUACGACAAGUACACUCUGAAAUACACACUCGUGAAGGACCUUGGCUUGAUCUUUGUCGCAGUCUACCAGUCGUUACUGCACCUCACUUGGGUCGACAAGCUCCUCGACGACGUCCGAACCAUCUUCGUUACAGUGUACAAGGAUCAAUUGCAAAGGCCUAACGCGACUGCAACCAAGUACACCUUCGACUCAUAUUUCGAUCGAGAACUGCAGCGUCUGGAUCAGAGCACAGGAGGGGCAGCUACCGCAGAACCACCGCGAGUAGAAGCACAGGAGAAGAAAAUAAGUCCAGAAGAGAGAGACGACGGAGGACCUCCGCCCCCGGAAGAACCUGCUCUACUCAAGGUGCAGUCGCGUACUGCACCUAUAAAUGGAGAUUCCAGUUUGAACACGCCCGUGGACACGCCCGAUACUUCUCGGCCCACCACUCCGCUUCCGCCGCACCUGCUCGGCGAGAAGCAACGCCCUGGCAGCCGCGGCUCACGGCGAGCAAGGAAAGCUGCUAAUGCGGCGGCCAGUUAUACGUCAUCUGGUGACGAAUCGAAGCGACUGGCCGAGCCGAAGGCCAAAGCCAAGAAGGGCAGAGUUUGGGGACCAGAUGGCAUGGCGGACGAAGAUGAUGGUGCGACUCUCGACUAUUCGGCUGUUGACGAGGGUCUAGAUGCUGGCGACGAGACCAAAUCUCCUCCUCCUGAAGCCAUAAGUCAAGAUAGUUGGGGCACCAAGACGAAGAAGGGUCAAUUCGUGCUGAAGGAUCUGGAGGACGAAGUCGACGACAUUCUGCGAAACGCCGAGAACGACAAAGCGAAUGGCGCUGAUGGUGCCUCUGGCUCGCGCUUUGGAGCAAUAUCUGGCUACUUCCGCAACAUUGUCGGAGGGAAGACAAUGACUAAGGACGAUCUUGAAAAGCCGCUGAAAUCAAUGGAGGAGCAUCUCAUCAACAAAAACGUUGCGAGGGAUGCUGCGAUUCGUCUCUGCGACGGCGUUCGGACAGAGAUGGUGGGCAAGAAAACUGCAGCGUUUGAGUCUGUUGACACAGCUCUUCGUCCCGCCCUUGAGAAUUCCCUUCGCAAGAUCAUGACACCUAAGGGCUCCCUGGAUCUUCUGCAGCAGAUCGAAUCGGUUACUCAGCCAGCGAGCUCCAACGUCAAGCCUCGCCCGUUUGUCAUCACCAUUCUGGGUGUCAACGGCGUCGGCAAGUCAACGAAUCUGUCCAAGUUGUGCUACUUUCUCCUGCAAAACAAUUAUCGAGUGUUAAUCGCUGCUGGCGAUACUUUCAGAUCCGGUGCGGUCGAGCAGCUCAACCUCCACGUACGCAAUCUGAAAGAACUAACUGCACGUGAGCAACUUGGUGCUGUGGACAUAUACGAGAAGGGCUAUGGCAAGGAUGCCGCCAAUGUGGCCAAGGACGCUGUUUCUUACGCCGCAGCCAACGACUAUCAAAUCGUGCUGAUCGACACUGCUGGUCGGGCACAUACCAAUACUCAGCUUAUGGCUGCAUUGGAGAAACUCGUUGAUUUUGCAAAACCUGAUCUCAUCCUGCAAGUUGCGGAGGCACUGGUCGGCAACGACUCGGUGGGUCAGGCACAGAAUUUUACGAGAGCUCUAGGGAAAGGGCGGAGGCUGGAUGGGUUCAUCGUUUCCAAGAUUGAUACGAUUGGAGAUGCAUGCGGCACGAUUGUCAGCUUGGUGCAUGCGACAGGCGUGCCCGUGCAGUUCAUCGGCGUGGGACAGCACUACGGCGACUUGAGGCAGCUGUCGGUGCCGUGGGCGGUGAAGAUGUUGACCAGCUAG
Molecule: messenger RNA, 1956 nt
Organism: Cyphellophora europaea CBS 101466
Lineage: Eukaryota; Fungi; Ascomycota; Eurotiomycetes; Chaetothyriales; Cyphellophoraceae
Exons: 2
Coding region: 1-1956 (651 amino acids)
Biological process (GO): SRP-dependent cotranslational protein targeting to membrane
Cellular component (GO): signal recognition particle receptor complex; endoplasmic reticulum membrane
Molecular function (GO): ATP hydrolysis activity; signal recognition particle binding; GTP binding
Source: RefSeq, a predicted model, not a curated record